CCUCAAAUAACCCACAAGAGAACUUCACAACCUGUCUCACCCCCAACAAAAACCAAGACAAAAACAAGAAAAACUUCACACUUUGAAUAGCCAUUCGAGCUUCUAAAAGGAAAAUGGCUAGCAUUCGAGCAUCAAAUGUGGUCCCUUCAUCAUUUCCCUCAUCUUCUUCGCGUUGCCGGCGAGAAAUCAUGACCGUUAGAGCUACUAUUAACAUGCCGAAGCUUCGAAAUGGUAGUACCCUCUCUCAUCCCAAGCUAACCACCAUAGGUUUGGUGGAGGAGUUGCAAUUGAGGAAUGGUUACAAAAACACAACCACCACCCAAUUCGAAAAGCUUUCUCCCUCUCCUAAGGCGUCCGAUCCCAUGGCGAUAGAGAAGCUAUACGCCAUGAUGGAGGCUGUUGCCGAUAGAGUGGAGAUGCAUAAGAAUAUAGGAGAGCAGAGAAACAACUGGAAUAACCUACUUUUAACCUCCAUCAACUCAAUCACUCUAACAGCGUCACUAAUGACCGGAGUUGCAGCUAUGGGGGCAGGCGGGGCUCCUCUUGUGGCUCUUAAGCUCUCUUCUACUCUGUUGUAUUUGGCGGCUACGGGAAUGUUGUUGGUCGUGAACAAGAUUCAACCGUCGCAACUUGCAGAGGAGCAGAGAAACGCUGUGAGGUUGUUUAAGCAGCUUUACGAAGAGAUUCGCACGACUGUUAGCAUCGGUGCUCCAAAUUUGAAUGACGUAAAAGAGGCGACGGCCAAAGUUCUAGCACUUGACAGGGCAUACCCGCUUCCUCUGCUGGGUGUGAUGCUCGAGAAAUUUCCAAAAACCGUGGAGCCCGCUGUCUGGUGGGCCCCACUACAGAAUCGGAAGGCAAAAGGUCUCGGUGGGAGAAAAAAUGGGAACGGUUGGAAUGGCGAGCUAGAGGGGGAAAUGAGAGAGUUAGUUACGGUUUUGAACAGGAAAGAUAAGGAAGAUUACUUGGGGUUGGGUAAGAAAAUCUUGAAACUGAACAAAAUCUUAGCCAUUUCUGGCCCUUUGUUGACCGGACUUGCUGCUUUCGGCUCUGCUUUUGCGGGCCAUGGACCGUGGGCUGUGGUUCUUGGGGUCGUUGCCGGGGCAUUGUCGACCGUCGUGAACGCAGUCGAGCACGGUGGACAAGUUGGGAUGGUGUUUGAGAUGUACAGGAGCAAUGCCGGUUUCUUUGAGCUCAUGCAAGAGUCCAUAGAAUCAAAUUUGAAGGAGAGAGAAGUGGAGAGGAGAGAGAAUGGGGAGUUGUUUGAAAUGAAAGUGGCUUUGCAGCUGGGAAGGAGCCUAUCUGAACUAAGGGAUCUAACAGCUUCUUCUUCCAUAAAAGGGGAGGCAAACCAUGAGUUUGCAAGCAAACUUUUCUAAUUUUUGGAAUUUAACUGUACAAAUUUGUAUGUAUGACUAAAUUUAGGAGUUGAAUUGUAAAUUUGUCUACAUAUUGACCGAUGAUAGGAUUCAU
Molecule: messenger RNA, 1473 nt
Organism: Rhododendron vialii
Lineage: Eukaryota; Viridiplantae; Streptophyta; Magnoliopsida; Ericales; Ericaceae
Product: probable F-box protein At4g22030
Exons: 1
Coding region: 114-1379 (421 amino acids)
Source: RefSeq, a predicted model, not a curated record